Rotaria sp. Silwood2 is the source of this 465-nucleotide messenger RNA. The record is from the annotation of a GenBank genome assembly. Lineage: Eukaryota; Metazoa; Rotifera; Eurotatoria; Philodinida; Philodinidae.
AUGCCAAUUCAUUAUCCUGGUAUUAUCAAUUUAACUUUAGCACAUACGGUAAAACGAUCUAUAAAAACGUUUCAACUAUCUGUUGACAUCUUGCGCAUAGUUAGUGGCAUUCGUCUUCCCGUCAAGUGCUAUUUAAUUGAUGGUCUUUAUGUUGGUUCAUGCCGUUAUACUGGUGAUCAAUUGUGCACAUUGAUCGGUAGUUGGUGGCCAAAAACGUUCGGAUUGUAUUUAACUUCACUCGUUGCGACUAUUCUUGGAAAUAGUUGUAAUGGUUCUUUACGUGAUGUGCCAAUAAAUCAAAUUGUAGCCUAUAAGGAAGUGCUCGAAUUGCCGAAUCUUUCUGGAAAUAUUCUAUCGCUUUUUACGUCUGGCGAUUUUGAGGUUAAAAUAAUGGCAAUGGAACAAGACACAAAUGUUUUCUGUGGAACAUUCAAAUACACAAUAAAGCCACGAAAAAAUGUUUAA